This is a messenger RNA of Pseudogymnoascus destructans, 435 nucleotides long. RefSeq lists its product as uncharacterized. NCBI's taxonomy places the organism in Eukaryota, Fungi, Ascomycota, Leotiomycetes, Thelebolales, Thelebolaceae. The record is from RefSeq and is a predicted model, not a curated record. Bases 1 to 435 code for a protein of 144 amino acids. The transcript has 2 exons.
AUGGUCGAUAGUUGUGAGAAGAGGAAGUUCGUGGGGGAGAGGGAGGGAGACGGUGAUAGGGAGCUACAGGGCUACAGGCCGGAGCAACAGAUCAAUAGGGAAUGGAGGAUAUUGGAGGAUAUGGAGAAUAUGGAGAAUAUGGAUACAGUAGUACCAAAAGUUAGUCAAGUAAGCACAUUCGCGCCCCAGAGGAAGAAACACCGCAUCCGCCGCCCAUUUGAACUUCUCCACAAUAAGGCCGGUCAUCCAAGAGUACCGCCAGUACGGAGUAAAGUCGAUAACCGCCGCGCCAUCACGCGAGUUAUAAUAUGGGGAUUUCAAGGUACCACCGUCUGUACACUCUUAUCUCUGUCCGCGUCUCUCUCAUAUCUCGCCGAGAAAGGCAAAUACGAGGCAAACCGAUCAUCUCAACCCUUCAUAAUACUCCCCCACUAA